AUGGGCGACGAAAAAGCCUGUUGGUCAGAUGUGCCGGGACGACAGGGACGACUUGGGCGGUGUUUGAAAUCUGCCCCGAGCUCCGGAGAUGAUGCGAAAUCCACACCGCGAAAGAAGAGGACGCGCACGGCCGUCCCGGCAGUUCCUGCCGCGGUGUCGCGCUUCCGCCAAAUGCUGCCCUCAGCACACGCCUUGCUACGGUGGCCCUUGUUCGUGGUCGCCUGUUUGGUCAUCACUGUGGUGCUGGUGCUGUACUUCGCCAUCCGCGCCGCCAUCCACGCCUCCGAGUGGCUCUGCGCGCCGGCCUCCACGCGCCGCGCACGGAGUUGGAUGCUGCGCGCUGCCACGGCCAGGGAGUACAAGGCAGCGGCACAAGAGAUGGACCGGGCCAACAACUUGGAGGAUUGGAAGGGUCGUCCCCAAAGUCGCUAUUACGCUUGGGAGGUGCUGUCCUCUGGACAUGUGGAGCUGACGGAGCUGCUGGAACGACAGGACUGGCCCAAGCUGCUACGAUCAUUGCAGAAAUGUCUCCAGGACGUCAAUUACGCGGGGCAUUUGAAUGAAGCGCUGUAUGCAAAGAGCUUUACUGGAACGAAGCACUUGAUUGAAGAUUAUUGUGACUCAGUGGUGAAGUGCUUGAAGGAACUACGCCGCGAGGUGAAGCACCGGAAAGAUCAAUUGCAGGCAGAGAGUGACGCAGAGAAUGACGCGUUGUUGGCCCAAAGCCAGCGCUUCACUGAGCUUGCAGUGGUCACCUUUGGUCGUACGGCGCUGUGCCUCAGCGGCGGCGGUGGCAUGGCCUUCCAACACUUCGGUGUCAUCGAGGAAUUGCUGCGCCAGGGGCUGCUGCCCAAAAUCAUCAGCGGCACCUCCGGCGGCGCCGCCAUCGCGGCCUACGUCUGCUGCCGCACCGACGGAGAGCUGCUGGGCUCCGAGGCCGGCGCCGGCGGCGCCAAGUAUCCUUUGCGUUUGGACCCAGAUGAGGUGCAACCGUCCAUCACCCUAUGGGCCGGCAGUUGGUUGGAUCGGAUCAGGCACUACCUUCGACAUGGUUGCGUGUUUCCACGGGAGCCCAUCGAACGCUGGGCUGAAACUUGGGCCCUUGGAGAUACCACCUUUCUGGAAGCCUUUCGACGCACCGGACGUGUGCUCAACAUCACGGUGAGCACUGUGGCCGCUGACAAUGGCGAGCAAGUGCCCUUGUUGUUGAACUACCAGACCCAUCCGCAUGUCUUGAUUUGUUCCGCGGUGAUUUGUUCCGGCUCCAUGCCUGGGCUGCUGAAUCCCAGCAAGCUUUUGCAGAAAUGUCCGGAAACUGGUCUCAUUCGCGCUCAUUGUGAGAGGCAAACAUGCUAUGCGGAUGGUUCCAUCGACUUCGAUAUUCCAUCCUUGACCCUGGCGCAGGCCUUUGGCGUGCGAUAUACAGUGGCAGUGCAGGUGAACCCACAUGUCACACCUUUCAACUUCGCGCUGCAUGGUGAAGCAGGACGACCCAUCAGUUGGAGCUCGCCCUCGGGCCGCGGCCGCUGGCGCGGUGGCUUCAUUUUGUGCGCCUUGGAGGUUGUCUUGAAGGAGAGCUUCAGAUCAGCCUGGAAGGUGAUGGGCCUUCUUCAGCUCUUACCCCGCUACUUUGGAUGUAAGUGGGACCUGUUCUUUGCACAAGUCUAUGAGGGCUCCGUGACUCUAAGCACUGAUGAUGGAUAUUUCUGGAAAGCCUUCAAUGCCUUGGAGAAUCCCUCGCCCGAAGCCUUCAGAUAUUGGUGGCGUGAGGGCCGCUUGAUGGUAUGGCAGAAGAUGCCGUUGCUUGAGAAGAGGCUUCGGACUGAGCAAGCUUUGUUCCAAUUGGAGCACGAGUUAGAGGAGGAUCGACUCCCAGAGCCAUGUCAGGUUGGCCGUGCUUUGUCACUUCGCCGUCGUUCCAGCUGUUUGCAUCACAGCGUUUCGAGCCCUGUGCUGAUGGAAACCUAG
Molecule: messenger RNA, 1968 nt
Organism: Cladocopium goreaui
Lineage: Eukaryota; Dinophyceae; Suessiales; Symbiodiniaceae
Source: the annotation of a GenBank genome assembly